AGGACCUAUUCUAGAGGUUAUUGUAUCACGAAUGAAUUACAUUAGUUAUCAAACCGAAAACAAAGUUCGUAUUGUUGGGUUAUCAACAGCUUUAGCAAACGCUCAGGAUCUAGCAGACUGGUUGUGUAUUGAUAAGGGUGGAUUGUUCAAUUUUAGUCAUUCAGUACGUCCUGUUCCAUUAGAAAUUCAUAUUGAAGGAUUUUCCGGAAGACACUAUUGUCCUCGUAUGGCUACUAUGAAUAAACCUACCUUUAUUAAUAUUAUGAGACAUUCUCCUAUAAAGCCUGUAAUUGUUUUUGUUUCAUCACGACGUCAAACACGCUUGACUGCUCAGGAUUUGAUUGCGUAUUCUUGCUUGACUGAGAACCCUCAUCAUUUUUUGAGAAUGACUGAAGAAGAAUUGCAAAUCAACCUCUCUCAAAUCAAGGAUAAUAGUAUGAAAAGUACUCUUACUUUUGGCAUUGGGCUGCACCAUGCUGGAUUAACUGAAAGUGAUCGGAAGAUAGUAGAAUUAUUAUUUCUACAACAAAAAAUUCAAGUUUUAGUUGCAACUAGCACCUUGGCUUGGGGUGUGAACUUACCCGCUCAUUUGGUUGUAAUCAAAGGUACCGAAUUCUAUGAUGCCAAGACUAAAGGAUAUGUAGAUUUUCCUAUUACUGAUGUACUCCAAAUGAUGGGUAGAGCUGGUCGUCCGCAAUUCGAUGAUAGUGGGGUUGCUUGUAUAUUUGUACAGGAUUCAAAAAAGAAUUUUUAUAAAAAAUUUUUGUAUGAACCUUUCCCGGUAGAGUCCAGCUUACAUAUGCAACUUGAAAAUCAUUUCAAUGCCGAAAUAGUUGCUGGUACUAUAAAGUCAAAAGAAGAGGCAAUGAAAUAUCUUUCUUACACUUAUUUAUAUCGUAGAUUACAUCAAAACCCAGCUUAUUAUGAAUUAAAAGAUGCCGAAUUCAAAACUAUUGACGAUUAUCUAUCCAAACUGUUUGAAAAAUCUAUGAAAGAGUUAAGUCUUUCUUAUUGUAUUAAUAUGGAUGAUGAUUUUAAUGUGGAACCGACUUCCCUUGGCAGGCUUGCAUCAUAUUAUUAUCUUUCACAUAAAACGAUCAGACUCGUUCGAGACCAUAUUAAAAACGAUUCAACCAUCCGAGAUAUCUUAGGUAUAUUAUGUAAUUCAGUCGAAUAUUCUGAACUUCCGGUUCGACAUAAUGAAGAUCUCCAAAAUCAAGAUUUGGAAAAGGAACUUCCUUGGUCUGUUCAAUCUCAUCAUCCAUAUGAUAGCCCACACGCGAAAGCAUUUUUGCUUUUGCAGGCUCAUCUUAUAGGGACCAAAUUGGCAAUAGCUGAUUAUGUUACAGACACAUUUUCGGUUUUAGAUCAAGCAAUUCGUAUUUUACAGUCAAUUAUUGAUAUCACUGUCGAAAAUAACAUGUUGACAACAUGUCUUCACACCAUGUCAUUAUUACAAUGCAUUAAGCAGUCGUGUUGGCCCGAGAAUUCAUCAUUGCUGAAUCUUCCUGGAAUUGAAGAUCAUAUGAUUAGUUCAAUUCUUCAUGAGGGAAAUGUAGUCGCAUGCCUAGGCGAAUUAUUGGACCUUUCAGGAGAGGAGUUGUUUAAAAUUUUCAAAAACGUUAACGGACUUUCCGAACCUGAUGUAGAAAAGAUUUGUAAAGUCGUCAACAAUAUUCCUCUGAUGGAUGUUAGUUUUCACAAAAUUAAUCAUGCUUUGACUCCAAAGGAGGAGCUCAAUUUUGUAGUUUCUUUGAAAAGAGUAAAGAAAUUUUCAGGGUAUGAUGGUAAAGUUUACGCUCCUAGAUUUCCAAAACCACAAUAUGAAUCAUGGUGGUUGGUAUUUGGAGAUAAAUCAAACGAUAGCAUAAUCGAAAUGAAAAGGAUUAACAUGCGUAAUGGACCUUUUGGAGAAUUUUCUAAUGAACAUACUUCCAAAUUGAAGUUGACUGCACCAGAGAGGGAAGGAAAAUAUCAAUAUACGAUAUUCCUUAUUAGUGAUGGCUACUUAGGAAUAGAUCAACAAUAUGACGUUGAAUUUCAUGUUAAAGAUGUUAAAGUCGUUAAAGAGAUGAACUGA
Molecule: messenger RNA, 2080 nt
Organism: Funneliformis mosseae
Lineage: Eukaryota; Fungi; Glomeromycota; Glomeromycetes; Glomerales; Glomeraceae
Source: the annotation of a GenBank genome assembly